UUGUAGUUCAUCUUAAAUAUGUAGAGUGGCGCUUCUCAUUCGUAAACUCAACCUACCCCAGUAUCAGGUGAACGUUUGUUAGUCUUCUCGCAUUGAAUCAUGGGUCGUUGGCUAAAGUUGGGAUUGUGGUAAUGCUGGCAGCCAUCUUGGCGGUUGGAUGGCAGAAACGUCUGUUAUGAUGAGCCAAACUUGAACACUUUCGCAUCGAUUCUUGACGGGGACAACUGGAUUUUCAAGCAGAGAACUCACAAGAGACAAGGACUGUCACCGUAUUUCUUGCUGAGCUUGCAACUCUACCAUCGUAGCAUAUUCCAGACGGAAAAGUUUGGGCCACCGCAAGUCGGUUUGGGCGGAUCUAGAGGAAAGUCGAGUCGCACUUUUUUGAGUCAUCUGGCAUUGAAAAUAGCGGAGCUGUCGGACUCUGACACGAAGUUCCUGUCACGGUUUUACCGGCACUGCAUGGUAACAGAAGGUCAAGACAUGAGACAUGCCGAGUUUUAUCGUAAAAUCUUUAAGUCUCGGGCUGCGGGAACAGAGUUUGUGAGAGGUCCCUCCCCGUCCUGUUCUUCGAUGAGCUGCGUCUGAUUCAAGGGAUCUGGAGUGUGAAGUAAACCGGGGCCAAGUUUCAGCUUCCCGACUUUCCACCAGUUGCGGUUUGUACGAACACAACCUCGGCGAUGGAACUGCAACUGGAUGACCGCCUAGCCCGGCUGGAACAGCGAGUUCGGGACUUGAAGUGCGAGAUAAACAUAGACGGCUUACUGGAUGGAAUUGCGGCUCUUGUCACAGACUGUAAUUUUCCUGCCCUGCGGAAGAACAAGAACGUGGACAAUUUCCUGACCAGAUAUGAAAAAUGGGUUGAAUUUAUCGAAGAGAACCGGCUUAAGGCCGAGGACUUUGACAUGAUCAAGGUCAUUGGAAGAGGAGCCUUUGGUGAAGUUCAACUGGUCCGACACAAGAAGACACAGAAGGUGUACGCCAUGAAGUUGCUGAGUAAGUUUGAGAUGAUCAAGCGGUCGGAGUCAGCCUUCUUCUGGGAGGAGAGAGAUAUUAUGGCACAUGCCAACAGUGAGUGGAUAGUGCAGCUGCACUAUGCCUUCCAAGACCCGAAGUACCUGUACAUGGUGAUGGAGUACAUGCCGGGAGGGGACCUGGUCAACCUGAUGAGUAACUAUGACGUGCCGGAGAAGUGGGCCAAGUUCUACUGUGCAGAGGUGGUGCUGGCUCUGCACGCCAUCCACUCCAUGGGGUUUGUGCACAGGGAUGUCAAGCCAGACAACAUGCUGUUAGAUGCCAGGGGUCACCUGAAGCUGGCUGACUUCGGCACCUGUAUGAAGAUGGAUGAUAAUGGUAUGGUGCGGUCAGACACAGCGGUGGGGACUCCAGACUACAUCUCCCCAGAGGUGCUGAAGUCUCAGGGUGGGGACGGGUACUACGGCAGGGAGUGUGACUGGUGGUCCGUCGGAGUCUUCCUCUAUGAAAUGCUAGUUGGUGACACGCCAUUCUAUGCAGACUCCCUGGUAGGGACGUAUGGCAAGAUCAUGGACCACAAGAACUCCCUGGGCUUCCCCGACGAUGUGGAGAUGUCCAAAGAAGCCAAGAACCUCAUCUGUGCCUUUUUAUCUGACAGAUCUGUCCGACUGGGCAGGAAUGGUGUGGAGGAGAUCAGACGACAUCCGUUCUUCCAGAAUGACCAGUGGACCUGGGAGACCAUCCGGGACAUUGAAGCUCCCUUUAUUCCUGAGCUUGAGAGCGACAUAGAUGCCAGAUAUUUUGAAGAUCCAGAUGCAGUGUACACUUGCACAGGGGAGGUGUGCUACCCCCCAGGGUCCUCCUGGUCCAUCAACGCUGAACCCAGACACAGCACCUCUGACAGCUACUACGACACUGACGAAGUGGAGGAUUUGGGGAUCAACUCUCCUCCCUUUAAAAGUGACCAAGACAUUUCAGUGUAUGAGGAGGAAUGUCCUGCCUUCCAAGAAGGUGACAGGUCCUAUACCAGAAGUUCCAAAGCUAGCAGUAGUGGUUUCUCUGAAGGUUUCCCUCAUAGGACCCAGGCAUCUGAUGCCUCCUCCGGCUUCCCUGGCAAACGCAGGCAGGGCUUGCUUCGGAAGGUUUUCAGAGAUCUCCUGUCACCUCCUGCACCACACCAACCACCACACUCUCACAGCUGCCCACUUGUGGAGUACAUGCGCUCAGAAGUCGCCUCGCCCAGUUCUGACACUCCUGACCGCCGCAAUACCAUAGGUGACAUCCCUGCUUCCAGCGGCUCCGAAGAUGAAGGGUCCAACUCCAGCCUAAGUUUGAGCCAUGGGGACUUAUCUGUUGAUGAAGACCCAGAUGCCACCCCUGUACCCUCCCCAACCAAAGUGGUACAGCCCAUGCCAUUUGCAGAAGUGUUACCAGGAGCAGAAGAUAAAGAAAAGAAAACUGAGGAGGGGGAGGAGGAAGGGGUAGAUGGAGAAGCUGUUCCGCCUGUUGUCCCAGAGCUGAGGGGGGAUGACGACACCAGUAACUUUGACGAUAUCGAGGACGACAAAGGGGAGGAUGAGACCUUCCCCACGCCAAAAAUCUUCGCUGGCAACCACUUGCCUUUCAUCGGUUUUACAUUUAUUAAGGAUAGUCCGUGUUACCUAUAUACCUUGAGUCAAGUGUUUCAGGUUGGUUUGAGACCAGACAAUCGAAUUGAGGAGAUUGAUGGUGGAAGAAUGGUCAAUCAAGUUAGCAGUAGUUCAUCUAAAAAGAAUGAAGAACUUGUCCAGAGAAUACAUGAGCUGGAGGAGCAGCUUAACAUGGAGAUGACUGCCAAGGAUGAGAUGGAGCACAAGUAUAGGAAUACAUCAACAAAGCUAGAGAAAUUGUAUAGAGAAUUAGAUCAAGAGGCAGAGGGUAGGAAGAGGGCUGAAGCCUUAACUCGGGAGAUGGAGAGGAAGACAGCAUUGUCUAAUCAUGACUUAAAGGAGUCUCAGAGAAAAGCUGAACAGGAGAUGGAGAACAGGCGUAAGCUGGAGGGGAUGGUGGAGAACCUGAAGCUGAGGUUAGACGAGGAGAUGAGGAAACAGAACCAGUCCUCAGCCUCAUCACAGUACCUGACGGAGAGAGUCAGCUACCUGGAGAGACAGCUGGAAGAGAUGAAUGAGAAGAGCAGAUCAGAGGCAGAAGUUGCCACUCAGCUGAACAACAAGCUGAAGAAGGUGCAGAAGGACUUCGACAAGGCUGUAGGGAAGGCGGAUGCUGACAAACACGAGCUGCAGGAGAAGCUGCGUCAGUUGGAGUCCACUAGGGUCACCAAGGAGAAGGAGGUCUUCAAACUGCAGGCCCAGCUGGAGGAGGAGAGGCAGAGCCAAUCACAGGCCUCCGAGAUGUCCGCGGAUGUGCAGAAUCGUAACUACAUGCUGCAGGAGGAGCUGUCCAACUCCCAGCAGAACAUCUCCCGGUUAGAACAGGAGAAACGCCAGCUCCAGGAGUCGUACAAUGCUAUGGAAAAGGCUAAGUACAACGUGGAGGUUGAGCUGAACUACAAGCUGAGGCAGCUGCAGACCAAGUUUGAGCAGAUGACGCAGAAGUACGAGCAGGAGGUGCUGGACCACAAGGCCACCAUCGCCUCCUUCUCCGCUGACAAGAAGAAGAUCCUGUCACUAGAGGAGUCCAAGACAGAGGCCAUGAGAGAAGAGGUAGACACUAUUGUUUACACAGCACUCGGCUCAGACUUGGAAGCUUCUCAGGACCAUAUUCCUGAACUCUUAGCUGAGCUUGACAUGCUUGUGUGCCAGCCUGACGACGCAGGGUCGGAACAGUCCGUUCUGCUCUCACAGCUCAAGCAAAGACUGGAAAGGCGGGUGAGUGAGGAGAAGAUGAAGCUGGAGUCCAUACAGAGGAAGCUGGACGAGACGGAACGGGACAAGUCCGAACUGGAGAAGGAGCGCUCCAUGUUGAACUUUGACAUGGAACAGAUGAGGAAGAACCUGGAGGAGCUACAGAACAAACUGGGCUCGAAGGAGGAUGAGAUCAAGACCAUCACCCUUCAGAAGGAACAGGAGUCCCAGAAGCGCCACCUGUCUCAGACGGACGUGAAGAACCUGCAGCAGCAGAUCUCCUCCCUCAAGGUCACGGAGAAGCAGCUCAACCAGGAGCUGGAGGUGCUGCGGACACAGAAGGGGCGCGUUGACAAGGACCUGGACGAGAAGAGAAAGGACCUGAAGAGUAACGAGGCUAACAUGCGUGAGCUCCAGGACCAGCUGGAGGUGGAGCAGUACUUCUCCACUCUCUACAAGACUCAGACCAAAGAACUCAAGGAGGAGGUGGAGGAGAAGGUCAAGCAGUGCAAUGACCUCCAGGAGGAACUCAAGAAAGAGCAGUAUGAGAAGGAGAACCUGUCUGCUCAGGUGCAGCUCAUGGUUGCCAAGGCGGAGUCGGAGCAGCUGGCGCGGUCCAUCGCGGAGGAGCGGUUCUCGGACCUGGACAAGGAGAAGACCAUGAUCGUGCUGGAGCUGAAGGAGAAGGAGGCUCGCCACAAGUCCGAGGUCGGCGAGAAGAGCCAGCAGGUCAAGGAGCUGGAGGACCAGAGCAAGCAGCUGAGCGCCAGCCUGGAGCAGAUGAAGGCGGAGCGUGAUGACAUCAACAACCGUCUGAAGAAGGCAGUGGAGGAUCUGAACAACAAGGACGAGCUGAGCCAGGCGCUGAACGAACAGAAGGCUCACUACGAGAAACAACUGCUCAAGGAGAAGGAGCUCAAGAUCCAGGCCAUCAACAAGCUUGCCCAGAUUGUGAACAGUAAGGAGUACAAGGACAUGGUGUCGGGUAAGAAGAACCGGGUGUCUGCCGACCAGCUGAGGAAGAAGGAGAAGGAGGUGCGGAAGCUGCAGCAGGAGUUGAGCAUGGAGAAGGAGAAGUACGACAACGUGGUGGUCAGGCUGCAGAAGGACCUCAACGAAUUGCAGGCUCAAUUCCAAGAGGAGGUCCAAUGUCGAACAGAGCUGCAGAUGACGUUGGACAGUAAGGACAGCGACAUCGAGCAGCUGCACGCCAAGCUGAGCAUCAUGAGCAGCGACACGGCCAGCGUUAACAGCGGGGAGACCGAUGAUCCGGAGGGAGGUUUCGUCCGAUCCUACCAGUACAAGAAACAUGUUUCUUACAAGUCGUACUCAGCUAAAGUCAUGGUAAAGAAGCCGCGGCCCGAGCCGAUUCAGGAAGGGUCGGCAGAGGAAUCAGAGCCACAGAGGGAGGAUGAUGAUGAAGAAGAAGAAGAUGAGGACGAAGAGGUGAACAGACUGGAAGGUUGGCUGGCCGUUCCCAACAAGCAGAACAUCAAGAGAUACGGGUGGAAGAAGCAGUACGUGGUGGUCAGCACCAGGAAGAUUCUCUUCUACAACGAUGAGAACGACAAGGUGUCAGCUGCACCUUGUCUGGUGCUGGAUUUAGAUAAACUGUUCCAUGUACGACCAGUAACACAAGGUGAUGUCAUCCGAGCUGACGCCAAAGAUAUCCCUAGAAUAUUCCAGAUCUUGUACGCAGGUGAGGGGGAGAGUAAAAAGAUGGACGAGACGCAGCAGGAAAUCCUGCCCCUGCAGGGGGGGCCGGGGGUGACCAUCCACAAGGGCCACGAGUUCGUCCUGGUGCACUUCCACAAGCCCACCACCUGCGAGGUCUGCCCCAAACCCCUGUGGCACAUGUUCAGACCACCCCCUGCGCUGGAGUGUAGAAGAUGUCACAUCAAAUGUCACAAGGACCAUCUUGACAGGCAUGAGGAAACUGUGGCCCCCUGUAAAGUGAACUUUGACAUCCAUGCAGCAAAAGACCUGCUUGUUCUGGCGACCACACCAGAGGAGCAGUCGCUGUGGGUCAACAGGCUGGGCAAGAAGAUCUCCAAACCCCCUAUAGACCCCCGGGAGGGGGGGAUCAGGGCGUCGAUGAGGUCAGUUGGGAGCUCCUCGUCCUUCAGGAGGACAGGCAAAGCUGCAACGCAAAAUGCUGCCAAGAAGCCAGGCAAACCCAGGUCACCAGAGAUGGAGGACAGCCCUACUCCCAGUCCCUCCCCCUCCCCGUUUCUCGAGCCCCCAGGACAAAGCUCUACCCUCCCGCCCGUCCCCCCCAGCCCCAUCCCCAAGGAAGUUUCCAAGGAAACCAAAGAGAGUCAUAGACACUCUUGGCACAAGUUCUUCUCCUGAUAUGCCCUCCAGUUGAUGAGUCAGCCGUAACUGCACCCAUUGGUCAGCCAACAUUUGGCAAAACACUGUUCUGUUUUGAGCACCCCUCAAAGUUCAUCUUGGAGGUAGCUAAACACAUUUUGUUCAGGACACAAAUCAGUUACAGUUUUGUUUCACUCAGGCUAUCUAGUCACUGCCUCUCCCAGCCUUGUUUUGUUUUAGAUUCAGUUACAAUUUGUAAUUGUAAUACAGUAAUUUCACAAGACAAAUUUGUCAGGUAGUCAAAUGUAAUCAUAUCCAUCAUACCACAGCUGCAAUGCCUUCACAGAGGCUGCUAUUGAUUUCGCAAAUCACAAUUCAAAUUAGACAUUAAAAGGCCUUCCUUGCAACUGGAGCUGAUUUGCUGUCUUUCAGUAAUCAAUAAAACAAACAAUUGCAAGCAAUAACUGGACCGUUCUGGAAAACAGAGAUGAUGAUAAACAAACUUAUUCAAAGAUCAAAGAAAGGAAAUACUUUGAGUAUAAAGCAAUUACAUGUAUGUAUGUAUGUAGGUUCUAUAAACAUAGUUUAUGUGCUGGAAAUCAAAGUUUGAGAUAUGUUAGGAGUUUUAGGAGUUAGCUGAAGAAAGAUGUGCGACAGUGGUAUCUACAAUGUAAAGGUCAGAGCAGAGAAGACAAGUAGGCCAAACAAAGAAUUUUGUAAUGUAAAAUCUACAAAUAGAUCUUUUUUACAUGUCUGUAAGGGAAGUAGAGGAAAGGAAAGACAAGAUGGCAAUGUGUACCUGGUACUUUUUUUAAAGAUUAGAUGUACUUAGACUGAGAAAAUCAUAGUUUUGCUGAGAUAACUUGAAGGACAUGGUAUAGAAACAGUUAGUAGAUGAAAGAAAUAGGAUGCAGUCUGUUGAAGUUGUGACAGCGAUAACAAAACGUCUUGGCAAGGCAGAACUUUCCACCAACCGUAUGUUUGAAAGGUAUCUUCUAAAAUUGCUUUCGUUAAAGUUUGAUCCCUUCCCAUGAAACUACUUUGCCAUCUAUCAAAAAGCAUCUCAGAGUGCCCAGCUUUUUUUUUUGUCUUGGUUCUUGCACGUGGCAGUUGUACUGAUUUUUGCAGUGUGCAUGUUACGAACUGUUUUACUUCUUCAUGUUAACUGCACUGUUUUCCAACUUGCACAUUGCACUGCUACAAACCAUGUUAUGUUCAUGCCGUGUGUCCCCCUCUCUCCAGUUCCACAGGAUUGUGCUGAGUUGUGACCCGCUUUACCUGUGUUUAUUCCUAUGUUCCUAUGUGCAUGUUCACCUGUUUGUUGCCAGCCUGCCACAUCCCCAAAAUGUUUCCACCACAGUUUCUGCCAGGAUAUACAGGAGGCCUGGACUUGUGCAUGGCCCAGUACUUACCCCCGAGUGCCUUGGACCUUACCUUGUAGUACUUUAUGGUCCCUGCCUUUAACAGGGAGCUACCAUGAUGUAGUAGGGGUGUUUGUUUGGUGCAUGUUGUUUCUAAUGCUGUCCCCUUCUCUCACUUAACAGCUAAUCUUGCAUGUGGAUGUACUUGCCGGUGGGUGGAGGGAAUUUCUACAUCCUUGAAGAUUCUGCCCCAUUCCUGGAAGGCAGAGCCUUUACCUGCCUAUCCAUGUCUUUAACCCGAAUCUCCCCAGCACUAGGACUCCAUCCUCCUGUCACUGCAGGGGUCCACAGCCUCCCACUCUCCACCCAUGGCUCCAGUUUUGCACAGAGUCAUAUCCAAGACACAUCACCACUUCUUGUUACCAUGAGAGUGGGACAUCCCUUUCACUUCAUUUUAGAUUUAGAAUCUACAUGAAAUCAUUUACGUCUGAAUGUCAGUUGUUUUAAAAGCAGAUUUGCCCCCCUCAAGCAAGUAAGCAAGACCUCAUCAACUUGAGAGGCUAAAUAGCGGAGACAUGUCAUGCCUUGUCAGGUGCCAAUUACUAAAGAGAGAAAUGCAGAACGUUAAUGUGUUUGAUGUUAGAUUUUCCCUUCAAAAUGUGCAAUGCUCACAGUGGAGAGAUCUGGAUUUUUGCCAAGGACACAAACUGUUCAAAACUCCAAAGCUGGUCUCAAAAUUACAGACCUUUGCGUUAUCGAUUAGUUUCUACUUGAAUGUGUAAGAGCAGUGUACAUCCCACAUGACAAAACUUGCCAUUCUUAAGCAGAGCGUUAAUUAAUGUAGGUAAAAGUUUGUUUUGGUUGAUGUAGCUGCCUGCCAGGGAAUGACUCACUGGUACAUCUACAUGAAUGCCAUCAAGAAGCAAAGUUAGUAUGGGCUACCUUGUAAGGUAUUGCUAGUGUUUAGCUUUCCAGUCAGUAUUGCAGUAUUGUACUACCCAUAGGUGCUAGAUAACCCUUACUGGGGUGCAGAAAUAAAGGCAUCUUUCCACCAUUAGGUUCAGAAGUUAGUUAGGGACUUGGAAAUUGCCCAACCUUCUGUUUAGAGUGCCGACAGCUUGUACGAUCACCGCAUCUGCACUUGGUGGCAGGAAUAUGUACAUGUAUAUUGCUACUGUUACGUCAGAAGAUCUAUGCACACUAUAUUGUCCAGGAUAUCUCAUUGUGUGACCCUAUCUGUUAUGCCAUUACUUAUUACAGUCACACGGAGUUACUAUAUGUACUGAUUACAACUAGACAGCCGUAGGGUUAUGUACCUACUGUAGAAAUGCAGCACCAAGACAAAAAGCUAGAUCCUGUAUUUAAAUUAUAUUAUCAAUCUCAAAAAUUUUUGUAUUUAACAUUUGUUGUUUCUGGUGAACUAGCUGUAAACUUGCCUAGUGAAAGUAUGUAUGAUAAAAUAACUUACUUUUUGCCACAGUAUAUCAGGGGUUCGAUUGUAGAAAGCAAAGGCAUAUAAAGUUUUAAUAUUUGCUUCCAUGCAUUGUUAUGCAAAAUACCUAUAUUAGUACAGCUGUUUGCCUUAGUGAUGUACUAUUAUAAAACUGCUGGGGCAUAAGAUUGCUUAUGUUUGAUAGUACAAGAAUAGGUGGGUCUCUUCAUUUUGUAUGAUUGUAGAAAGUGUUGAUUUUGUAGAAGAGCUGAAGAAAUGGAGACAGUAGCAAAUGACAACAGCCAGAAACAUGGAGCGCCACCAUUCUGUAUGCUGUAUUACGACACGUUAAACUAUAUUGAGAUCCUAUUGACAUUAAACUGGACCAUGUCCAUGUACAGACCA
Branchiostoma floridae (Florida lancelet) is the source of this 9326-nucleotide messenger RNA. RefSeq names its product rho-associated protein kinase 1-like. Gene Ontology annotation, biological process: cortical actin cytoskeleton organization; regulation of cell junction assembly; Rho protein signal transduction. Gene Ontology annotation, cellular component: cytoskeleton; cytoplasm. The record is from RefSeq and is a predicted model, not a curated record. Gene Ontology annotation, molecular function: Rho-dependent protein serine/threonine kinase activity; small GTPase binding; ATP binding. The coding region runs from base 678 to 6167 and encodes 1829 amino acids. The transcript is spliced from 47 exons. NCBI's taxonomy places the organism in Eukaryota, Metazoa, Chordata, Leptocardii, Amphioxiformes, Branchiostomatidae.